AUGGAAAAGACCAAACCAAAAUUUAAACGCGCCUCUACUGUUUCGAAAGUCCUAGAACACGACUCCAAUAAUAAUGCCACAUCUGGUUCUCGCGCACUGGACUUACAAAUAUCGUUCGGCAUCCUACCCAUCGAACUCACACACUCCGUCAUCGCGCACGCACUAGGGAACUACUACACCGAGCUCAUCUUCUACGAAGGGUCAGAUCACAAGAAGAAUGGAGAAUGGGACGCGAUGCUGGUGCUCUUACAUGUCUCGAGGGUGUUCAGAAUGGAGACGAUCAGGUUGAUGGGUUAUCUCUUUGGUGGCACGGAGACGAUUGUUGACAUUCAGAAGGGAAUCGUCAAUCUCAAAGCUUACUACGGGCACUUUGACCGCUUUCGGCGGCUGCAUUCCUCGGCACAUAAUGACGACUUUCUCACAUUCGUCGAGCUCUCCGAAACCUUCUUUCCCAACGACAAUCACUUCGCCAGAUCUAAAACCAGCGACGAAGACGAGCACGGUGACGAAGAAACGAAGGAGCUGGGGUUCUUCCAUUUGUGGGAGCACUAUGUGUACAACAAAGCUUACGAGUUCGAUCUCCUCCACGCGCGAAUAACAUCUUUGGGAGAAGUCGUCCUGGAGGAUUUCCGGAGGGUAUGGAACGAGAUGGCUGUGGAGAAGUAUAUGGUGAAGAGCGUGGAGGGAAUACCUGGUUAUGUGCAGAGAGUCGAGUCGGACUCGGAUACCGGUACUGCCGCCGGAGGCAUCGGUGUUGAGGGAAGCUUGUGGGACGUGCUCGUGGGUAGGAUCGUGAAAAAGUGUAGAGUCAAUGGGGUUAGAUUUUUGAGACUGUGGUCAUUCAAGCUGAUGAUGGACGAGAUUGCCGAGACAAUCGAAGGUGUACACGACGGGACUAUAGACGAUAUUACCUGUCAUCUUCCCGCUCUCUCCCUUACCGGCCAACAUAACACGUACCUCAAUAUAACCUAUCAAUUCUCCCUCUAUCCUUUCCCCGGGCUCACGCAUACCGAUGUUUGUGAUCAUGAUUUCGGAGACCUGGAGCUCUCGAUAACGGGGUAUGCGAGAAAUAUGGCUGAAUGUCAGAUCCUCGAAUCAGUCCCCAAUCCGCUAAAUAAGAAGAUGGCAGAAAGAUGUAGAAGGUGGGCGGGCACCUUCUUCGGCGAGGGAGAGAGGAUAAGCAGGGGCUUAGGGGACCGGAGUCGGGAAGAGAAAGUCUGAAUCUCGACGCAAAGCUUUAGAGGAGUAAGCAGGGCUUUUGGAGUGGGCUGAAGGUGGUGUGGCGGUGGCGCUCGAGUUUUCGUCUGCAUACGAUGCUAGCCUGGUAUUUUCGCUCCCUCGUUAUACCUGAAGGCCGACAAAUGGUGUCAUUGCGAACUCUUUCGGCAUUAGAUGUUAUCUGCAGCCUGAAAAGUGGACUUUUGGGUUGCAAGGUGAUGCAAACGAAAUGUAAAAGCGAGAAUUCCAAGUGAA
Stereum hirsutum FP-91666 SS1 is the source of this 1473-nucleotide messenger RNA. RefSeq lists its product as uncharacterized. The record is from RefSeq and is a predicted model, not a curated record. Bases 1 to 1221 code for a protein of 406 amino acids. Lineage: Eukaryota; Fungi; Basidiomycota; Agaricomycetes; Russulales; Stereaceae. The transcript is spliced from 6 exons.